GAGCUGGUCUGCUGUCAUCUACCUUGAGAUAUUCUUCAACCAGAGAUGGCCUAAACAAUCCUCAUUCAUCUUUACCUAAAAAUUAUUUUAUAAAUAAAUAAAAGGAAUAUCUCCCCUUCCAUGUAAGUUAAAUGGAAUUCCAUUUCUUUUGAAUUUGUUUAAAAAGGAGUGGAAUAACCAAGGAAAUAAAGCAAGAGAAGGAACCUUUGGAGAGGAGAGGAUGAACAUACCAUCUGUUUUCAUUUGUGUAUAUUCCUCUCAAUAGAUCUUGUUAUCAUCAAUUUUCCCAUCUAUUUCCCUCCUUCAACUUGGGAUCCGAUGAUUUUGGAUCGAAUCCAGCAUUUCGCACUUAGCAUUUGAUCACUCACUGCUACUGCUUCCUGCUCGAAUAAGUUUUGCUAGGUUGUGAAGGAGCAGCGUGAGUUAAUCUGCAGCAAGGAUGGAAACUGACCAAGGCAAACUAUUUAUUGGUGGGAUUUCUUGGGACACUAAUGAGGAUCGUCUUAAAGAGUAUUUUGGAGCAUAUGGAAAUGUUGUGGAGGCUGUGAUCAUGAAGGAUCGAACCACAGGACGUGCUCGUGGAUUUGGCUUUGUAGUCUUUGCCGACCCUGCAGUUGCUGAAAGGGUGGUUGCGGAGAAACACAUGAUUGAUGGUCGAACUGUGGAAGCAAAGAAAGCAGUUCCAAGGGAUGACCAGCACUUGAUAAAUAGAAGUAGCAGCAGCAGCAUUCAGGGGUCACCAGGGCCUGGACGCACUAAAAAGAUUUUUGUAGGAGGAUUAGCAUCUACUGUCACUGAGAGUGACUUUAAAACCUACUUCGAUCAGUUUGGGACCAUAACAGAUGUUGUGGUCAUGUAUGACCACAACACUCAGAGGCCAAGAGGUUUUGGUUUCAUAACAUAUGAUUCUGAGGAUGCAGUGGAUAGGGUGUUGCACAAAACCUUUCAUGAACUCAAUGGAAAGAUGGUUGAGGUCAAGCGAGCAGUUCCUAAAGAAUUGUCUCCUGGCCCAAACAGGAGCCCACUAGUUGGUUACAACUACGGUUUUAGUAGAGGGAAUAACUUCCUCAAUAGCUACCCACAAGGAUAUGGCUCACUUGGAGGCUAUAGUGUCCGGAUGGAUGGAAGAUACAGUCCUCUGGCUAGUGGCCGUGCUGGAUUUUCUCAUUUCGGUUCUCCAUCUUAUGGUGUGGGAGUGAACAUGGAACAAGGUUUGAAUGCUGGGUUUGGUGGGGGCUCUAACUUUGGCGGCAAUGUAGGCUUUGGCCGUGUCCUGAACCCAUACUUUGGAAGUAGCCAGAGCAGGUAUAGUACUCCUAUUGGCUACAAUGCAAAUAGCAGCCGUGGUGACUCUUUCCUCAACUCAUCACCCAGAAAUGUUUGGGGAAAUGGUGGCCUUAAUGCUUCAGCAAAUAAUGCCAACUCUGGUUCAUACUUUGGUUCUGGAAGUGGUGGUGGUUUUGGAGUCUUUAGAAACAAUGGAACAAAUUGGGGUACUUCUCCUAAUGCUGCCUCACUUGGGGGAAGUUCUUCUGGGUUCAGCGGGGGUAAUGUUGGUUAUAGAGGCGGAGAAAAUAGCUAUGCUCUUGGAGCAGGAGGGUUUGGAAGGAACACAGGAACUGGUGUAGCCACUUCUUCAUUUUCUGUCUCGGGUGGUGGCUAUGAGGGAUCCUAUGGAGACUUUUACCGUGGUAGCUCUGUUUAUGGUGAUCCUACUUGGCAAACUACAUCUUCUGAGCUUGAUCAUUCUGGGUCAUUUGGUUAUGCUCUUGGAAAUUCUGAAGAUGUGGCUGACAAAGAUUCUGAGGAUUAUGGAGUGGCCUAUGACAUUCCAAAUAGACAAUCCAAUAGAGGCUUAUAGGAGGGGUUUAGAUAAGCUGUGGUUUCUCUAAGUAGAGGAAUAUCUGCAUAGGAACUGAGUAAACUGAAAUGAUGGUAGGAGAGGAAACUUAGAGAACACGUGAACUGUUUAUUUGGUUUCACAUUGCUUGGUAGAGUCAAAUGAUGUUACUAUACGGAGCUAACAGGGUCUUGGAGCAAAGUAUGUGUAUGCUCAUAGCAUCUGUCUGAAGGGAUAUUUCUGAAGGUUUGAGGUUCGUUUUUUAGCAUAACUUAGGUUCGUAAGAUCAGAUGGUUGAGAUGUGAAUCAGACUGCAGAAUACACUUGUGGAACAUUCCUCUAGUUUUAUUUGUUGUGUGUGUCUCUUCAACACAAAAUGGUUUCUACUGCUACGCCAUUGAAAAGGUAGAGAGUUAUAUUUUUGUAUUCAUUUUUCUUCCUGUUUGUCGGCUCUGAAGAUUGGCGGAGUUUUUUGUCCUUCUCCGUCUGGGAUUUGUAUCUUGCCCAGACUGAGAGACUGUAUGUGAGUUUUUUCUGCUUGAUUUAUUAGCGUGAAAUAUAACAGGGAUACCCUCUUAGGUCUCCCUUCAAUAAAAAAAUAUUGAAUGGUAUGAUUAUUUCAUUUCAAUGGAGGUGAUUCUGUUACUGUGUGA
Salvia hispanica is the source of this 2493-nucleotide messenger RNA. Its product is annotated as heterogeneous nuclear ribonucleoprotein 1-like. Gene Ontology annotation, biological process: regulation of translation. Lineage: Eukaryota; Viridiplantae; Streptophyta; Magnoliopsida; Lamiales; Lamiaceae. Gene Ontology annotation, molecular function: mRNA binding. The record is from RefSeq and is a predicted model, not a curated record.